AUGUCUACCACAGACGCCUUUCCACCACCAGUUAACCCGAACGACCUCGGCCGCGGGCCGAUGGUUAUGGGUUUGACAUGGGCUCUCACAGGCCUUGCCCUAGUUACCACACUCCUCCGACUAUACGUUAGAAAGCAGAUCGCUCCAAAACUGGGGGCAGACGACUGGCUGAUGCUCGUUGCAAUAACCUUCCAACUUGUAGCCCAGAUUUUUAUCUCUAUCUCCUUCAAGUAUGGCAUGGGAAAACAUAUCUGGGACUUAGACAUGCCAGAUGGGGCAGUAAACAUGACCAUGUGGGAGUGGUUUUCGGUUCCGCCAGGGCUUGUAUCGGGGAUAUUUGGGCGUAUCUCCAUAUGCUUUCUGCUUAUUCGCUUGUUCGGCGUCCACCGUUGGUUCCGAUAUUAUGCCAUUCUACUUACCGCGUGCGGCGUAACUCUGAAUAUCGCCAUAAUUGUCUGCCUUUAUGCGUCGAGACAGCCGAUACAGGCGUUAUGGGACCCGUCCAUCCCGAACCCCAAGCGAUGGGAUCCAAAUAUCGUGCGGGAUUUGAUGUACGCCGGGCAAUCGCUUUACACCCUUGCCGACUUUACUUUCGUCAUUUUCCCUAUUUUCUUCGUCUGGAGAUUAAACAUGAGCUUGAACCGCCGUCUAGGCUUGAUUGUGCUGAUAGCCUUAAGUUUCAUUACGGGCGGAAUAUCUAUUAUGAAGGGUGUACUAGCCCUCGACGAACAGUCAGGACCCGACGGCCCAUACGCUGCGGUGCUUAGUUUACUCUCGGCCACGCUUGAGCAGGCCUGUGUUAUCCUUCUGGGUAACAUAGUUCCGCUCCGCGCUCUGCUCAAGCUGGAUAUUCCUAAAAAAUUAAGUACAUUUUUCAACUCAUUAACCACUUUACUAGGUCAGAAAAUGCAGGCUGAUAGCAACCCGUCGACUCUGGGUGGGGCUUCGGGGUAUCACAAUGGUGCAUAUCGCGAUAUCGAGAUGGACGGCCAUGGACUCGGAAAUAAGGCGAGUGCAGUAUGGCACGAGGUUGACGACUACAACUUGUAUAGCAGUGGUCAGGUGAAGCGCACUGAUACUUUCGCUAUUUCGUACGCUGAUGCUGGUAGCUCCAACCGGCCCUAG
Messenger RNA from Hypoxylon trugodes, 1125 nucleotides. RefSeq lists its product as uncharacterized. Bases 1 to 1125 code for a protein of 374 amino acids. Lineage: Eukaryota; Fungi; Ascomycota; Sordariomycetes; Xylariales; Hypoxylaceae. The record is from RefSeq and is a predicted model, not a curated record. The transcript is spliced from 3 exons.